Messenger RNA from Pochonia chlamydosporia 170, 306 nucleotides. RefSeq lists its product as hypothetical. The transcript has a single exon. Bases 1 to 306 code for a protein of 101 amino acids. The record is from RefSeq and is a predicted model, not a curated record. NCBI's taxonomy places the organism in Eukaryota, Fungi, Ascomycota, Sordariomycetes, Hypocreales, Clavicipitaceae.
AUGGAAAAAUUGAGCAGUCACUGGCAAAACCUCUCCUUAGAGCAUCGGAGGAUCCAAAAUGGUCGGUCAAGUUUUUUGUUGGCGGGUUUGAAGACGGAGCAAUAUUCUCCGCCUUACCCUUACGACAGCAGGGUCAGGAUGUGUCUUCUCUUAUCCUUCGGUGACGAAAUCGUGAGCCGGGCGUUGCCGAUGAACAACAGAGAAGAACCCCCGAGACUUCACGCACACCUGGCUCGUCCCCCCAUGGGAUCGACCGACGAAUCUGCAAUCUGGAACCGAGUCCCGGAGUUCAUUCAGGGGCCGUAA